Molecule: messenger RNA, 1210 nt
Organism: Mercurialis annua (annual mercury)
Lineage: Eukaryota; Viridiplantae; Streptophyta; Magnoliopsida; Malpighiales; Euphorbiaceae
Product: acidic endochitinase-like
Exons: 1
Coding region: 103-981 (292 amino acids)
Biological process (GO): carbohydrate metabolic process
Cellular component (GO): extracellular region
Molecular function (GO): chitinase activity
Source: RefSeq, a predicted model, not a curated record
GCAUUAUCUCCUACAGGCCACAGCUAUAAAUUUUCACCCUCUGCCCCUUUUAUAAGACACAUCACACACAUCAGAUCACUGCAAACCAAUCUCACCAUAGAAAUGGCCGACCGUAAUUCUUCGCAACCUCUUGCGCUACUUCUUGCCGUUUUAGCUUUGUCUUUAUGCAGCCCUUGUUAUGGAGGAGCUAUAACCAUCUACUGGGGCCAAAAUGGGGGUGAAGGCACAUUAGCAGACACAUGUGCUUCAGGAAACUAUCAAAUUGUAAACAUAGCUUUCUUGUCUGGUUUUGGCAAUGGUCAAGCUCCAGUGCUGAACCUAGCAGGUCAUUGCAACCCUGAUGCCAACACUUGUACCAGGUUCAGCUCCGAUAUUAGAGCUUGUCAAGGUCAAGGCAUCAAAGUCUUUCUGUCUAUUGGAGGUGCUACUCCUACCUAUUCUCUCUCAUCUUCUGAUGACGCAACUCAACUCGCGAACUAUCUCUGGAACAAUUUCUUGGGCGGUUCUUCUUCGACGCGCCCAUUGGGCGAUGCAGUUUUAGAUGGUAUUGAUUUUGAUAUCGAGAAAGGCUCGAACCAAUUCUGGGAUGUUCUUGCUAGAACCCUUAAAGGGUUCGGUCAGGUUUCUUUAUCGGCUGCACCGCAAUGUCCAUUUCCCGAUGCUCUAUUGGGCACCGCGAUAAACACCGGUCUAUUUGAUUUUGUGUGGGUUCAGUUCUAUAACAAUCCUGGAUGUCAAUACACUGAUAAUGCUAACAAUUUGUUGAGUUCGUGGAAUAAUCAAUGGACCACAAUUCCAUCAAAUCAGGUGUUUUUGGGGCUACCGGCGGCUCCUGAGGCAGGCCGUGGAUUUAUCCCGGCAGAUGUUCUGAUAUCUCAGAUUCUUCCAUCUAUCAAGAAUUCUCCUAAAUAUGGAGGAGUCAUGCUCUGGAAUAAGUUUUUUGAUAACGGGUACAGUUCAUCUAUAAAGGGCAGCGUUUAAUAAUAUAAUUAUGUUUUAAUUAGUGUAUACCUAUCUAAUUAGUAUUAUAAUUAUAUAGAGUAAAAUAAAAGAAAUUUUCUAGAUGGGAAAUUAGCAUUGACAAUUUCUAUUUCUCUUUCAUCCAUGUGAAAAGGAUGACUCUACUGUAUUGCGUUUAUUUAUACAGAUUCAUUAUAAUUAAUGUAUUGACUAUUUAUGCAUAAUAAUGUUCUAUUAGUGAUUGCAUAAA